Messenger RNA from Heterobilharzia americana, 1345 nucleotides. The record is from the annotation of a GenBank genome assembly. NCBI's taxonomy places the organism in Eukaryota, Metazoa, Platyhelminthes, Trematoda, Strigeidida, Schistosomatidae.
GUCCCUUGUGGCUCUUGGCGAAAUGACUGAAAAUCGGUGAACAUUCACUUGGAUAUCAUGUUUGAAUUUUUUUACUAUUAUUUUUAAAUUCCGUUCAUACACCUUUGUCUACUUUGAUAUAAGUUUUUGUCUAUCCAUUUUUACUUUGCAUGGAACUGGGAAGUGUGGCAACUUGACGUGAUUGAUUGACUACUGUAUGAGGUUCCACGUAGUUUUUGUGUCUGUCAUUUUAAUGAAACAAUGGAUUGGUAAUUCAUUUCUUUGUUUAGGGCUAUUUCGUUUGUAUUGAGCGUACUAAGUGAUCUCAAAUUUGAAAUAUUAUAAUAGUGGAUUUCUGUUCAAUAUUUUGUGUGUGUAGGGUACUAGACGCCGUUCAAAUAUUCAUUUUGUUUUCGGGACUACGCUGACACCAGACCAACCUAGUGAUACAUCAAAUUCAACCAGUAUGAGUGAAGAUUCCAAAACAAAAGAGGACAAGAAUAAUUCACUUGGUGAGUGGGAAGCACAUACUCGAGGGAUUGGUUCCCGAUUAUUAGCCAGCAUGGGCUAUCCAGGUUAUGGUGGACUUGGUCGCUGUAAUCAAGGUCGCCAGUUUCCUGUUUGUACUAAUCUUGAAAAGUAUCAAGUUCACAAUGCCAAAUGGAAUCAUCGACCUUCUUUAGACAGCGUUAUAUUACCUCAAAAAUGUAUCAGAGGUGUUGUAUCUUCCGAUCGAAAAGCCAAAGAGAAGUCUUCUAAUACUUCUAAUAACAAAGCUGAUUCGCAUAGUGGAAGUGUUUUUAAUUUGAUUAACAUGGCAUUGCUGUCCAACAGUGGUAAUAAUGAUCACAUGUCUAUCAACGUUAGUAGCUCAAAGAAUACUUUGACUGCACAGACAUCUUUUACAAAUUGUAAUGAAAAUGUGUUGAAACGCAGACUGUUUCAUACACAUGAGCAAAUAAAUAAAAUCCACAAUCAAAUUUUCAAAGCGCAAGAGGCUGUAAAACGAAAUGAAGGUCGGGAUCGUCUAGCUGCUAAACAGGCACAACAAAGAGUGGAUGAUUUGCAGUUAAAGUUAACCCAGUUAAAGGAAAGUGAACGAACUAUUGUAAAUAUGCAGAAUAAACAGAUGAAGGAGAAGAAACUACGCAUAUUUUGAGCAUCUGUUGCUGAUACAUUCACACAUGGAAGUAAUUCACAUGUUCUAUCUGACUUAUUGUAUGAGGACCGCUCUUUGAUGAUGUAUGGAUGUAAAUAAGUUACUCUUCAUGUCAUAUAUAUAUAUAUAUAUAUAUAUAUAUAUAUAUAUAUAUAUUUUUCAAAAUGAAUUGUUUUUUUGCUUGAAAUUUAUCAACCUGUAUUUAUU